Molecule: messenger RNA, 893 nt
Organism: Dictyostelium purpureum
Lineage: Eukaryota; Evosea; Eumycetozoa; Dictyosteliales; Dictyosteliaceae
Product: succinate dehydrogenase
Exons: 5
Coding region: 1-852 (283 amino acids)
Biological process (GO): respiratory electron transport chain; aerobic respiration; tricarboxylic acid cycle
Cellular component (GO): mitochondrial membrane
Molecular function (GO): electron transfer activity; 2 iron, 2 sulfur cluster binding
Source: RefSeq, a predicted model, not a curated record
AUGAUCUCAAACAUUUUAAGAAGAGCAUCAACUAUUGCUAUGAGACCAAGUGGUCUUCAAGCUGCUUUUUACACCACUGAAGCUAAAGCUGAAGUCCCAGUUGUUAAAGCUGCCGAAAAGAAAGAUCAUUUUGUUAACUUUCAAAUCUAUCGUUAUAAUGAAGAAGUUGGUGCUAAACCAUAUGUUCAAACUUAUAACGUCAAUUUAAAGGAAUGUGGUCCAAUGAUUUUAGAUGCAUUAUUAUUAAUUAAAAAUACUCAAGAUCCAACUUUAUCAUUCCGUCGUUCAUGUCGUGAAGGUAUUUGUGGUAGUUGUGCUAUGAAUAUUGAUGGUUCAAAUACUUUAGCAUGUAUCAAAAAAACAACAGAAGCUAUUCGUGGUAACUCAAUUAAAGUUUAUCCACUUCCACAUAUGCACGUCGUUCGUGAUUUAAUUCCAGAUCUUACUCAUUUCUAUGAACAACACAAAUCAAUCAAACCAUGGUUAGAACCAGCUGUUGAUGCCCCACGUUACAAUGGUAAAGAAUUAUUACAAUCAAAAGAAAACAGACAUAAAUUAGAUGGUCUCUAUGAAUGUAUUUUAUGUGCUUGUUGUUCAACCUCAUGUCCAUCUUAUUGGUGGAGUGAAGGUGGUGAUGGUGGUUAUUUAGGUCCAGCUGUAUUACUCCAAGCUUAUCGUUGGAUUGCUGACUCAAGAGAUUCAUCAACUAAAGAUCGUCUUGCUAUUAUUUCAGAAGAUAACAUGAAGAUUUACAAGUGUCACACAAUUAUGAAUUGUACUCGUGUUUGUCCAAAACAUUUAAAUCCUGCCUUAGCCAUUGCCAAAAUUAAAUCACUUCUUGCUCAUAACUAAAUUUUACAUAUGUAAAAUUAAACAAUUUUCAAAAAAAUUUC